CAACUUACCUCGGCACAAAUGCAUUUUAUAACACCAAUGUUGCGUGGUAUGUAUUUCAGCUACAUAUCAUGUACACACGAGUAGACCGGCAGAUAAAUUAGAACACAAUGUAACAGUUUUAUAUGCAGGUCUACACGAGUCAAGGUUGAUCACGUUUAUCUUUUACAAUCCGUAACUAUUUAAUCUAGUUUGUCACCUCAGCCGCCUGAGAAACGUACGUCUGUUUUAGUCGUUCCAACAAAUGCACAAUGAGCAGAUCAUUCCCUCGAAUCAAAGCUGUCCGAGCGUACGUAACGGAAGCCAAAGAGGGAGACCAAGGAGUGGACUGUCAUGACGUGAACGAUAAACAUUGGAUCAAUGGCUUCCCCACGCCAAUGGCAAACCCAAUGUCUGUGUAUCCACAGUACACAGUAUUAUGGAAGUCAUGGGGAAUCAACGCUCUUGGCACUAUGGUUGCUGAAGUUGAGGCUGAAAACGGCGAAUGCGGGGUUGGAAUCACCAUCGGAGGAGAACCCGGAUGUUACAUUGUGGAGAAGCACCUGAGUCGGUUUGUAGAAGGUCAAGAUCCGCGAAAUGUGGAGUUGAUGUGGGACCAAAUGUUCCGUGCCACCCUCAACUAUGGCCGGAAGGGAUUGGCAAUCCAUGCCAUCAGCGCCGUAGACCUGGCCAUUUGGGAUUUAUUAGGCAAACUCCGCGGGGAACCGGUUUAUGCAAUGCUAGGUGGUAAAGUGAAGGAGCGACUUCCGGUUUAUUGUACAACGGCACGUCCCGACAUUGCUAAGAAUAUGGGAUUUGCCGCCUCAAAAAUCACUUGUCCCUAUGGUCCGGCUGAUGGAGAGGAAGGGUUCAAGAAAAAUGUUGAAUUCUAUAAAGGAUGGCGCGAAAAGGUUGGUCCUGACUUUCCACUGAUGCUGGACUGUUACAUGGCCUUGACCCCACAAUAUACCGUGAGGCUAGCCAAGGCGCUCGAACCUCUCGGUCUCAAGUGGAUCGAGGAUUAUCUUCCUCCUGACGAUUAUGAAGGAUACGAAGACGUACGGAAAGCCAUGUUUGGAUCAAAGGUCUUACUUACCACUGGAGAACACGAGUACAGUCGUUAUGGAUACCAGCUUCUUUUGAAAUCCCGAUGUGUGGACAUUUUACAGCCAGAUAUAUCCAUGUUGGGCGGGAUCACUGAGGCUCGUCGAUUGGUUGCCAUGGCAUCCGCUCACAAUGUCAUGGUUAUACCACAUGCCUCUAGUAUUUAUUCCUACCAUCUACAAUACGCCUUCUGUAAUUGUCCAGUAGCAGAAUUCAUAGAUAUGAGCCCCGAGGCUGACAGGAUCGUGCCAUAUUUCGGAGGGCUGUUUCUUGACGAACCCCUUCCCGUCAACGGUUUUAUUGACCUUCCGGAUAAACCCGGGUUUGGCGUGACUUUGUGUAAGGAUACACUAAGAAGGCCUUAUCAUAGGAGUGAGGACACAAGUCGUGAACAAGCGGAGUUAAACAUAAAUUUCAAACCUUCCGAAAAAGCAUUUAUGCCCUUUUAGCUCCAAUUUUCGUGAUUUGUUAAUAGCUCCAAUUUUUAUGAUUUGGUACAUUGGACAUGAGAAGAGAGAAGUUGUACCUAGAAGCUUUGUGUGGACAGGGAAUCAUGAACGAAUCCCUUUUUUCAGUGUUGAAAGGAGGGGGUGUAAAUAAAGUUCUAGCCUAUUGGACUUUUCCUUUUAGCACCCCUGGAUUUACUUCAGGAAGUGAUUAUCUCAAUCUUGUGCUCAUUUUUCUAGGCUUUGAAUCCAAUUAAGGGGAAUAGACAUUGGAAAAUAUCUCAUUAAAAGUGUCUCGUUAAGUGUUUGUAAAACUCUUCGCAAAAAUAAAACAUUA
Mizuhopecten yessoensis (Yesso scallop) is the source of this 1863-nucleotide messenger RNA. Its product is annotated as L-rhamnonate dehydratase-like. The transcript has a single exon. Gene Ontology annotation, molecular function: magnesium ion binding; hydro-lyase activity. Lineage: Eukaryota; Metazoa; Mollusca; Bivalvia; Pectinida; Pectinidae. The record is from RefSeq and is a predicted model, not a curated record. Gene Ontology annotation, biological process: carbohydrate catabolic process. The coding region runs from base 249 to 1529 and encodes 426 amino acids.